This is a messenger RNA of Hermetia illucens (black soldier fly), 629 nucleotides long. RefSeq names its product mediator of RNA polymerase II transcription subunit 11 (gene MED11). Gene Ontology annotation, molecular function: transcription coregulator activity. Gene Ontology annotation, cellular component: mediator complex. The transcript is spliced from 2 exons. Gene Ontology annotation, biological process: regulation of transcription by RNA polymerase II. The coding region runs from base 121 to 537 and encodes 138 amino acids. NCBI's taxonomy places the organism in Eukaryota, Metazoa, Arthropoda, Insecta, Diptera, Stratiomyidae. The record is from RefSeq and is a predicted model, not a curated record.
CCGGCCGUCAGCUGUUUGUCAGAUACCUGCUUGCAAGCCGAGGUAUUAAUAAACAACUCUCCGUGGAGCAUUGACAUUUUCGAUUUAGUUGGUUAAUAGUAAAGUUUUCACUCGUUAAAAAUGUCGCAUAAUCCUCUCGAUAAGAUCCAGGCAUUAGAUGCCAUUGAAAAGGAAAUAAUCAUGUGUUUGCAAAGUGCAGGCCAGGCCCUCACCGAGCUAGCUAAAGAGAAAUCAAGUCAGAAAACAGCGGAAAACCACACACAACAGUUCCUCAAAUCUUUGUCGAAUGUCGAGCAAAAGCUCAGCGAGCAAAUCAGCUACUUAACAAAAGUCUCGACUGGUCAACCUCACGAGGGAUCCGGCUACGCAGCGGCGAAAGUUUUGCAAAUGGCUUGGCAUCGCAUCCACCAUGUUCGUUCGCGGGUUCGUGAGCUGGAGGAGUGCAAGACAAAAUAUUCGCAAGCCGCCGUUGUCCGGCAGCAGCAGCAGCAGAUGAAUCGCGUCCAGGAAUUGCAAAAUGCCGUCCAGGACCGCUGAGGAUAAUUUGCUAAUAUUUAUAUGUAGAUGUAAAGUGUGAAUGGUAUUUCUGUUUUUCUAUAAUUAUAAAAUAAAGAACGUUUGCUAUGAAA